Molecule: messenger RNA, 2153 nt
Organism: Magallana angulata
Lineage: Eukaryota; Metazoa; Mollusca; Bivalvia; Ostreida; Ostreidae
Exons: 2
Coding region: 213-1778 (521 amino acids)
Molecular function (GO): zinc ion binding
Source: RefSeq, a predicted model, not a curated record
UUUCUAUAUCGUGCGUAUAUCGCCUGUGCACAUCAGACAGGCAUUGCCAGUCUUUCGAUUAUUUUGAUAUUCACAAUUAUGAAUGCCAGAGUGGAAAGAUGAUAUUUUCCUCAGUGAUGAACGAUUUUGGAAGUAAUGGACGCAGAUAUAGAACUGGUUCAAUGUAUUUGUUGUAACAGAUCUCAUUGAUGAUGCGUUGUAAAUAACGAAAAAUGGCCAGUGGUGACAAUAAAUCCGAAGACUUUAUGCCUAAAUGUUGGACCCACAGCAGUGAGCUGCUGCCGCUGUUUUGUAGAGACUGUGAUCGCGUGUUGUGCAGUGACUGUGUGACGAGAGAUCACGUUGGACACAAACUCUGUAAAGUGUCCGAGGUGGCUGAAUAUCACCAGAAUGCAUUUGAGAAGAUCCUAGAAUGUGACAAGACUAAGUCAAGACUAGAGGAAAUUUUACAUAAUUCCCAACAAGAACAAAAGGAUCUUGCCGAACAUGCUGAAAGUCUGAUUUGCGAUGUAUUGGAUAGAGAGAUGGAGGUUGGUAAAAGAUUGAAGCUAUGGAGUAAGAAAAUGGUAGAAAAUGUUAAAAUAUUUAAAGAGCGCCAAAAUAUGUCAUUGAAAGAAUACCAAUAUCUUGUUUCUGCUGUACUUGAUAAAAAAGAACGGAAGCCUGAGAGAGAAUUGGACAGUUUGAGUGUAACGUAUCUACAUAGUAGGGUCGAGCGUCUUUUAACAUCAACAACCGAGUUUCCAACACAGAACAAAAUAUCUAAACAGUACAGAUUUGAAACAGGACCUCCUGUUGAAAAUCUAGAUAUCAGUUUUGGAAAAUUAAAUCAAUUCAAAGUACAUUGUCGAGAAAAUUCGUCAGAUGAAAUCAGUGAAGGCGAUCACAGUAAUACUUUAGAAGAUGGGGAUAAUUUGAAUGAAGGCAAGAACUUGCAUGACAUAGUUGUUUAUCAACCUUGUGGGGAAGGAAAAAUAGAUGACAUCGCUGUUUUUGAUGAUCAUACAAUCUUUGUAGUUAGUUGUUGGACACUGUACAAGUUCACAUCAAACAGUAAAGAUGUUAAACUUAAUCCAACUGUUAUUGCAGAGGGUGUGUAUCAAAUUGCUCCCGUUUUGUCGUCAGAAGACCUUCUCUUUAUUACGAUUAAUAGAAAAGAGAUUAAACGUUUAUCAAAUAGAAGUCCAAUAGCAAGAUUUAUUUUUACUGAGACAUGUGGAGAGAGCUUUCAGGCCCUUAAUUCGGACACUGAGGCGUAUAUGUAUGUGUUAUUAACAAGCAAACUAAAACAUGGGAAACAUUUCGUUUGUAUACACAAUGAAUAUGGGGUAAAUUUGAAAAAAAUUCAAUAUUUUUCUGAUUUUUGUUCGACAUAUGACUGUAGAAUAACGACAACAUGCGAACAAAACAUAUAUGUAAUAUCUACACGAAAUGUAGUUGAAGCUGUUAAUUCAGAAUCAGAGAGAAUCGCAAUUUAUUCUGGGUCCAUUGGAGUAGAUCCGGCAUCAAGAUUUGGACCGGUGGACAUGACUAUUGAUAGCAAUGGCAACAUACUACUCGCUGAACCGAAAGACAAUGCAAUCCAUCUGUUGGACAAGUCCUUAAAGUUUCAAAGACUGCUUCUGACUGGGGAAGAUGGACUGACUGGCCCGCGCUCUGUGACUCUGGAUCCAUGGGGUUAUCUCUGGGUGGGAUGCUCGGACGGACAGAUCCGUGUUUUCAACUACCAGUACCUUAUGUGUACUGACCGCAAAUCUAGAUACCUCCACUCUGCUUGAUAGUGCGUUUUUAAAUACGACAGCUCAAAAUUUCAAUCUAAGCUCAGUUUAUUAUUGAAAUUACACGUACUUGCUGAACAUUCAAUGUGUAAUAUUUUAAGAAUACAUAAUUUAGUUUUUUCCUUACAAAAAUCGCAUCAAUAAAUAUAUGUACUCUGCAAAGUUGGAGUAACUUUAUGUGUUUGUACUAUAUACCAAGCUUAUGAAUGUUUAGAAAAUAUAAUUUAUUUGGAAUUAAACUCAAGUUGCUCGCUAGAUAGCGCCACCACAUUACCGAGUUGUCGUAAUGAAAUCCGCCAAGGGUUUAUGGGGAGCAAAGUGGACCGAAAACCUUUGGCUAGCGAAGAUAUCUGAAGCAUAAUGGUUUUUUUCCUU